UUUUUUCAGUUGCGGAGCUAAAUGGAAGCAUGCUUUCUGAAUUCACAAUCCAGGAUGUCUUAUAGUGAGAAAAAAGACGCACCUUUUGCUUACGAGUCUUCUGUGUACUGUAAAAAUCUUCUGCUUCGUCUGAACACCCAAAGAGAGCAGGGCCUUCUAUGUGAUGUGACUAUUGUAGUGGAAGAUCAGAGGUUUCAAGCUCACCGGGCCGUUCUUGCUGCUUGCAGUGAUUAUUUUCUGUCACACGUUGUGCAGCCGUGCAAUGGUGACUUUAUCAUCACCUUGCCUGAAGAGGUAAGACUGGUUGUCAGUUCAUUAUGUUUUAAUCUGGAACGUGCAUAGCCUACCUUGAGUGAUCUUACAUGCCAUCAUUACUCUGCCACUAUUCUCUUCUGGACAUGCCUCGUCUGUCUGUUUAUGUUUGAAGUGAUUUUGUGUUCUAUAGUUUCUGUGCAGUCACUCUUACUUAUAAGAAACAUUUUGAGAAAGUGAUGCAAAAAUAUAUAAAAAUCAUGCGUUGUGCAAAUUAUUAACAAACUGUGACAAAGUGCUUCCUUUAUUACUAAUUAAAUUAAACUUAUUCUGCAGCGGUCUGUUAACAGCCACAUUCACAGUUUUAUCAGUUGGACAGUACGUAACGUACAUCUAAGUCAUCACUUUGUUGUGCACUCACCAUAUGUGCAACUUUAACUUAAAAGGGGGCAAUCUGAUAGCGGCAACCAAUUUUGCAAGCCACCUCGGCCAUUGUGUUCAGGGACACAGUGACAGGACAGGGGACAUUUUUUGGUCCAUAACCUAGGCCAGUGUUUCCCAACCCAGUCCUCAAGGCACACCUACCAGUCCAGGAUUUAGGGAUUACCCAGUUGUGUCUAAGGUGUUUUUUUUUCUUCUUUGUAAAAACACCUUAGACACAACUGGGUAAUCCCUAAAUCCUGGACUGGUAGGUGUGCCUUGAGGACUGGGUUGGGAAACACUGACCUAGGCAAUAAACAAAAAAUAAAACGGUUUCGUUAGUGGUGUAGUUAUUGUAGGUAAUUCUUGAUCUUUUAGAUUAUUUAAUUUUAAGAGACUCAGCAUAAGACUCUGCAUUUAAUCUAAUAAAUGGGUACAGCGGAUACACAUUUCACAAUUCUUGUGUUUUUUUUUUGUUUUUUUUUAGAGCUGUAUAGAAGAAAUUUGUGAUGUUGCUGUGCCAUCUCUACUUACUGUGGGAUGACGUUUUGGCACUACUGGUACCAUAACAAUUAGAGAAGGCUGUAGUAGUUAUGGUGCUUAGAAUGUUCUGUUAAAAAUAACUUACUAACCGCUAUCACAAAACAAUGAAUUGACUUAUUGAUUGUAAAGUAACAUUUCAUAUCCUGCCAAUAAACCUAUCAAGAUACAGAAAAAAGUUGACCGUUUUGAGCACGUUGAACUCACUUGCAGCUUCCUCCCUCACCAUAUGUAUUAAUUUACAUAGCUAAGAGAAUACAUACACAUUUUAUGGCAAUAUUUCUGCUGUAAAAUAUAAGCGUCUUGCUAUAUUGUCCUGCAUCUGGUUGUUAAUAAAAAAUAUUGUAUUCAACAAAGUUAGGUUUAUUUGACUAUGGCUUUAGAAACAAUUGAAUUGCAUCAUAGGAAAAUAUCUUGUCUAGUCUAUAAAAUGUAUUUAAUACUAACUGACCAUUUUCUUUUUCUUCUUUAAAUAGGUAACGGUGAAAGGCUUUGGCCCUCUUCUUCAAUUUGCAUACACUUCUAGACUUCUUGUCAACAAAGACAAUUUAUCAGACAUCAAAACAUGUGCAAAGAUAUUGGAGAUCCAUGACAUUGAAGAAACUUGUUUCCAAUUUCUCACAUUAAAAUAUUUGGACAACAAGCCUCAAGUAGAACCUCAAGAUUUCCCAAGAAAAAAAUGUUGUAAGUCUUUUUGUCCUAAAGCAAGCCUUCAGCGUCAGCAAGACGAUGGGGCUCGUCCACAAAUUAAUGAAGUAGAAGAACUUUGGAGAGAGGAAUUUCCUGCAAAUCUCAAAUGUGCUACUGAGAUUGAAAAUUUAUCUACAGCUCCACAAAGUCCUAAAAGGCCAUGUGAAACUUUAUGCUUUGGGAAGGAAAAUUCCCCAGGAUUCUCCUCUCUCUGCCCAAAAUACAGGAAGUUUCAGAAAGCUUGUAAAAUUGGUCGGAUUAGAUCUGUAAGCACAUGUUCCAGCAAUCUAGAAGCUCAAAGCCCCAUGUCUGUGAGGUCCUCUGAGUCAUCUGAGAACAUUACUUUGCUGAAAUCUCAGGAAAAUUCAGAUGAUCAGUUAAUCAGUAUAUCUCAAACUCAGCCUUCAGAAAUGGAAAGGAUCGAGGUAAAUACACAUGAUUCUAAUUUAACUUACCACAAUCUUACAUGUGUAGAAGAGAAAACAUGUGCCAAAUUAGUUUUUCCACCUUGUUUUACUUCAGAACCUCGUAAUUUUAAUUCUGUGCCUUUUCCAUGUACAUAUCCACCAUACAGAAAUGUUAACUAUGUUGAUAUGCCUAACAACUCAAAUGCAGAACUUCUACCAGAGAAGACAAACCAAGAACAAGAUGACAAUCGUGUUGUUGAAUACUCAUGCCCAAAGGUGAUACCUGCAUCGGACUUGUGUGUCAAUGAAGAGCGGAUUGUCACCACAGAACGUAGUAAUGUGGAGAGAGAAGUUGCAGAACAUCUUGCAAAGGGCUUUUGGCCAGACCUAUAUGGAAAUGAAUUGGCAAGUCAACCAGAGAUGACGACAAUGCCCACCAAAGAAACAACUAGCGAAUCCAACGUGGAAAAAAGGCCUGAAUGUCCAUGGAUAGGAAUGUCCAUCACUGAAAGCACGGAAAGAACUUUUACAACCCUCAACUCUGUAACCUGCCCAUUCAUCAGUACCUUCUCCAAUGACGAAGGCACCAACAUGACAGAUUUAAGCAGUGGAGAAUGCAUCCAAAGCAAGCAGCAAGUACAGUGCCCAUAUGAAUGUACGAUUAGUCUGGAUGGAGACUCAGAAACCGACAGUGAGGAAGAUAGUGUUGGAUCUAUCUCUGCCAAAGAACUGGAAUGUGAGGUAAAUAUAGUAAUUUCUGAUUUUCUUGUAGAAAAUGAAAAGUACAGUCCACAUCAUCUGAUUUGAAGCACAUGCUCAUAUAUAUUGCAAAGAAUGUUUAUCAGAGUCUCUGCUGCGGUAUGCAGGUAUUUAGGAAAUAAAAAUGUGCAUUUUUAUUAGAAUAGACAAGAUUCCUUAUUGGAAUGCUAAGAAAUUAUUAAUAAUAAUCACGAUAAUAAAAUAAAAAUCCCUCUGUAUGUGGUCUUCUCAGAAAGGUUGCUGCCACAUUUCAAUGUUUGACACAAGAACAGGUUAUGAAACUUUUUGUUUUCAGAAAAACAACAGAACUGUUGUCAUUUCGUUUCAAAAGAUAAGAUAGUUUUGACAGUAGAAAUAAGAAUUGCACAUCUCAUGACCAGCGUGUCUUGAUGUAAUUUUAGAGAGCAUAAAAUUGUGUUAAAACAUGCGUUUAACUUCCUUGGGAUUUUCCGCUGCACUGGUGGCAUGGCAAUAGAGAUUUCUUACUUUCAAGUGAUAUGGUAGCAUCUCAAAAGUUAUACUUCUGUUGCACACAUGUACACACUAGGAAGGGUCAGAUACCUAAUAUGUUAUUUGGGGGUGUAGCAGCUUUGCCUGCUGGUGGAGGUUACAAACAUAAAGUCGUCAUGUAAUUUAAACUCAGGAGUGUGAAAAUUUUAAAAAAUUUAAAUCUACUUGCCCAAGGGACUAAAGGAGUAGCCAGACCCAUAAAUUUAUUUCAGUUAGAAAGUUUGGGUCCACUGGAACCUAGAUUCCUGCGCAUAAUGUCUCACCCUCAACCCCAUAGUCUCUUUUUUCAUCCUCCAUAGUGUGAUAUGUGUGCUGACUGUGUGUAGAAUAUGUGUGUGUGUGUGUGAGCACUGGCUGUAAUUGGUAUGUGUAUGUACAUGCUGGCUUUGUGUAAUAUGUUUUGGUUUGUGCUGGCUGUUUGUGUGUGUGUAAUGUGUGAGUUUGCUGACUGUGUACCGUCCAUUGGUCGGGUGAUAUGAGUUCCAAAUCACUCUGCAUUUUCUGGUGAUUUUAUCUAAUAGGUGUAUGCACUACAUGUAUACCUACCUCAAUGAAGAGUUAAUAUCCACAUGAUUUAUAACCACUGCCAUAUCAGUAUGUAACAAAUACUGGUCCCAAACGCAAAUUAUGUAACCAUAAGGGACUUUACAAGACCACAGUUUUCCUUUAAGUACACCUUUCCUUGUGUGGCAGUUUUUGUCCUUAUUGUGUUACCUUAAUCUCAUGUAAGGUUUUUAUAUUUAUGUAUAGAUAAAGUUCACAUGCACAGUGAUUUUGCAGUUCAUUUUGCAAAUUGCUGUAUUAAUAAACCGUUGCAGUGUUCCCUUGUUAACAAAUACAGCACAUAUGCACUGACUACUUCAUGUCAGGCUUUAAAUUCAGCUCCUGUAUUUGUAAUUUUUAAAUUGAUGCAAAUGCACUAUAUCAAAUCGAAUACAAGUAAUUAUGGGAAUAUGAACCACAGGUAUAGACCAUGCAUGUGUACACUGAAAGACAGCAGAAGGAUGGAUAGGUAAUUUGCAUAGUUUGCUAAGUAUCUGGGGGGACCUCCCCCCUGCUUAAAUAUAAUUUUUCAACAGUUAACAUUAAAAAGAGAAAAAUAUUACUUUUUCAAAACUUUAUCGUACUAGGGAAUACAUAGCUUAAUUUAACAUAUUUUAUAUGUGAAAAUAUAAAAUUUUGGGGCCAUCUGACCUCUGGUAUGUUUUGACUUUUACCUUAACCCCUUAAGGACCAAACUUCUGGAAUAAAAGGGAAUCAUGACAUGUCACACAUGUCAUGUGUCCUUAAGGGGUUAAAUGGUUACUCCAAACAAAAACUUUUGUUCCGAGCUGGGUAAUGAUGUCCCGAUGACGUAGACUGGAGGAGGAAUUACACUUCUGGCAGCAGAGGGGUUAAACACUGUAUGUGCAAACAUGGCACAUAAAGAAUCAGGGCACCAUUACCAGUUUAAAUCAUUGAAGUAGUCGUGGUGUUUGGAGUAACUCUUUAAUGUAGAAAACAUUUUUUUAUUUUAUAUCAGUCCAUUUUUGAUGUUUUUAUUUUUUUUCAAAAAUACCGUUUUGUGUUUCAGAAACUGCCAGUGAACUCGAAAAAAAUAAUAUCACUUUCCCGUUACGACUUCCAAUCGCUGGUGAAAACGCAUAACCUCACGCCAGAACAGCUAGACUGCAUUCACGACAUUCGUCGGCGCAGUAAAAACAGGAUUGCCGCUCAGCGCUGUCGCAAGAGAAAACUGGACUGCAUUCAAAAUCUGGAAACCGAGAUUAGAAAGCUGGUAUGCUGUGUGCAAUUCCAUGGCUCGAUUUCUGUUUUGCUUACAUCUCUUGUUCUUGUGUGUAUCACCUUCUUAGCUUAAGACGAUGAAUAGAGGGCAUGCAUAAGUUAACACUUUUUUUAACCUUUUAUAAACACAAGGCAGCAAUGCUAGGUGAACCGAAAGGGUUACAUUUGAGCUGUUAUCAAAAGACACAACUGUAGUUUUACUUUUAUUUUUGAUAUGUCAAAAGCAAUCCAGAUUUUCAAACAAACACAGAUUAAUAAUAAGACCCUUUAAAAUCCUGGUUGGUUGUCUUGUAACUUUUUCCCUUGUGGGAUUAAAAGAGAGAUUUAAAUCUGCUGUUCUAGCCUGCGGUCACAGGAGAAGCUUUAGUGCUUUGCUGCUCUUACUUAAUGGAAUUUUACACCCUUGUUUAGACAUAAUUACUUUUUAAAGCAAAUAAUGAGGUUUUUUUUGGGGUUUUUUGGGAGGGGGGGGGGGUUUGUGGGGUGUGUAGUGGUUGCAGUUGCUAGUUACUCACGGUAUGAGCAGUAGUGCUCAGUUAUCUAUUUUGGAAUGGUUUUGCAUGUAAAAUAAUAUUUGCAAUUUCAAUAGCUUUACAAGUUGUAGGUUAUUGAAUAGGUAUCACCACUGCGAGUGUUGGUUUUGUCCAAACAUGGCUGCUGAGUUGUUACAUCUCCUAGAAUUCUCCACCAAACAUUUGUAUCCAUUGCACUUUCUUUGAUAUAGCCAGUUUUAAUGAGUGUGAAUCAGCAAGGAAGAAGAUCCUUGUUAAUAUUUAUACAGUUUCUGUAAGAUACUGCUAAACUUUAAGCUGUUUAAAGCAUGUUUAGCUUGUGGACGUUAAUACCACCUUUAAUCCAGAACCAUCCCGAUCUCACUGCUGCAGCUGCUCUGCCUGCUAUCAUUGCAAUCAUUGAUCUCAUGCCAGUCCAAUCUUCUCUAUGAGAAAGAUUUGCAGUGUUCGGCCAUGCCAGUUUGGCCGUUGCAGAGUUCCGCCUGUUAGAUGUUUCUCAGAGUGAAGAACAGAAUCCAAUGUUUCUCUAUGAGAGGCAUUUGCAAUGUUUAGCAGUGUCGAAUGUGAAGACUUCCAGUUAUUGAAAUUCUUUACAAAGAUGUGGCUAUUAGGGAUCGACCAAUUAUCGAUCGGACUGAUAUUAUCGGCCGAUAUUCUGUAUUUUCGGCAAUAUUGGUAUCGGCCUAUAAAGAUACCGAUAUUGCCGAUAAUACAUACCAGGACUGCCGAACCCAUUACAAGCCCGUCGGUCCUGGAGGGCCCGCAGCAAGCUCUUACUUACCGUCUCAGCAGCUCCCUUCAGCUCCCCUUGUAAAUCUUGUGAGUCCUGCGGCCGACAGGCCGCGAGAGUUAGACAGGGGAGAUAAAGGGAGCUGCUGAGAAGGUAAGUAAGAAUUUGCUGGGACCCCUCUGCACAGUCCAUGCCACAGGACCACCAGGGAAUGCUAUAUCCCCUCUCCCUGGCCAGGUAACAAGCAGGGAGUGGGGACUUUUUUUUUUUUUUUUUUUAAAUCUAAUAUUUAAAAAUAAAAAAUGCCUCCCCCUCCUCCCCCAUUUUACACAAAUUACACACCUACAGAAAAACACACACUCUAUAUUAUACACACACACUCUGCAUUCAUAUACGCACACUACACAAACACACACACUCUGCAUUCAUUAUAUACACACACUACACAAACACACACACACACAAAUACACACUGCAUCCACUACACACACACCACACAAACACACACAGCUUCCCUGUCUAAACACACUGCAUCCACUACACGUGGCAUGUAUAUUUUGUGCAUUUACCUUUAGAAAUAGUUUAUUUUUUCAAAAUGGUAAAUGUACAGAAUAUCGGUAGGUUAUCGUCUUAUCGGCCUGAAAGUUCACAGAUUAUCGGUAUCGGCUCUAAAAAAUCAAUAUCGGUUGAUCCCUAGUGGCUAUAGUGGCUGUCUAAUUGACACACUAGUGCUUCCUUAGUGACAAAGAUAAUCAGAGCUGUUUCUCACUAAUGGCAAUGCUCAUAUUUGUCAGACUGCAGGGACCAGGUCUUUAUACUUUAUAUAGGCAAUAUCCUCAAAUGCAGACAUUCUUUUUGCAUUCUGUUGCUAUUUUCAGAAUGUUGUAUUGCAAGUAAUGCCUAACAAGUUAUUGCAUGGUGCUUGACCAUUUUUAUUUAUAUAUUUUAUCACACCUACUGUACGUGAGGAAACUUACAUUUUUGCUUUUAUACUUGCAUUCCAGUCUCUGUGUGAAAUAGUGCAAGAUAAAGGACACUGUAUACUGUAUAAAUCUUGUGUCCCAAAAGUUUUUAUAAUGGGCGAACGAAUAUGUAAAAAAAAAAAAUUAACAAUUGUGUAAAUUUACAUAAUUUUAUUUUUUACGUUUGUCUGCAAAGCAAUCUAUGCACAAAAUUGCAGUAUUAUGAUUUUGUUUAUAUGCUAGCUAUGCAUCCCUUGCUUCAAUAAAUGUUAUGUUGAUAUGUUUUUUUUUUUUUUAAUCAGAAAGUGCUCGGUAAUGAAGGGGUUAAAGGAACACUCCAAACAUGGAACUGAAGUGCUUUAAGGGUGACGAGCAUAACUCCACUCUAUUGUUUAAUAAAAGUUAUGAUUUCUAGUGAAAUCACCACUUUUAUAAAUCAGCACCAAAGUUUUCAGGCUGAAAUAGUCAAGUAGUAAUACUUAUUUUUUUAUUUUUUUAUUAAAAAAGUGUUCGGUAAUGAAGGGGUUAAUAUUUGCUUGUGGGUGUAGCACGUUGAUCGGAUAUUAACAUUUAUGAGUGAUAUAUAUAUAUAUAUAUACACAAAAAAAAAUGUGUUUGCUUUAAUUACAGCUGUGACAUUUAGUUAUUUGACAUUUUAUACUGCAAUAUGUUUGGUACUUUUUAAGAAUGCGUUUCUUUUUCUUCUUCCAUCUAGAUUGUGCUCCCAUGAUGAGCAUUAUUCACACCCCCACAUGUAACUAUUUCAGUACUAUAGUUUCUGGCAAAGCGUCUAUUGCCUCUGUGACUCAGUUGGUAAAGACUCCAUAUAACCGUUUAGGAAUUCCAUUCACACCAGAAGGCAUUGUGUUUACAGUUUUGUUUCAUAUUGAAUAAACAAAGACCUGAAUUCUGCUGCAAUUCUUUACUCAGAAAGUUCCACCCAGCAGAGCUUAGAGCUACUACGUAAAUAAAAAAUGGCAUCAGAUUAGUAUGAUGGACACUAGGUAAUGUUCCAAUCAUCCUUUGAGAACUGAUGACUUCAGAAAUGGGGAGGUUGCGUUUCAAUUGUUUGAUAAAAUAUGGCUGUAUACGCAAAUAAGAAAUGAAAAAAAUUAUUAUGGUGCUGCCAUAAACCCCAUCAGCAUUAUACACUUGCUGAACUGCUCCCGGAAUCAAGCAAGUACUUGGUAGUAAAUACAGUGAGUCAUGCAAAGUCACUGCAGACUGUUAUCUUGGAUUUAAACAUUGACUGGCCUGUUCUGUCAAAGUUAUCUGGUAUGUUAGGUUGCCUUGUUUCUCCCUAGUAAUGACACAGAUGUAGAUCUAUGUAUUCAUUAACCCGUAGAUGUAUUUACUCUUCCUUUUACGUUUAUUAUGUAGCACCUUUAUCAGUGCUUGUAUUUUACAGAUUACAUAAUCUGCAGUACUCAUUGCUGACAUUCAACAUUAGCAUGAGUUGGAUUCAGACUUGAUUAUAUGUCAGCAGUGUAAAGACAGACCAGUAGAUGUUGGGGCAAUGGGUGUAAUGAUGUGGAGGAGGAAAUGGAAGGGGUGAAGUACUGAGGCUAGAUGAGUUGGACAGAGUGGACUUGGUUGAAACAAGGAGUGCUGUAGAAUACGAUUAGAUACUUUGAGUGUGGGUGUCAUUUCAGAAACUUGCAGAAAAUUAAGUCACAAGGCGGAAUAUAAUUUAUGAAAUACAUUGUUUUGGGUAAGGUCUGUAGAGGCAAUAGUGUGAAGAGUAUAAUAGAAUAUCUGGUGGUAUGGAGGUGCAUGGUUACGUAAGGAUGUAAAUAAUAAGGUAUUUGAAAGUAGUGCUGGUAGACCAGAGCGCUGUUGGCUUUACUACAGGGUUACAUGAGCCAGACCAGUAUGUUGAGGAUGGGAUGGACAGCAACCCUUUUUUUUCUGGGGGAAAAAAAUAUUCUGAAUUAAAAUAUCUGAGUACUGAGGAAGCAGUUGCACUAGUCCAGCUUGGUAAGGAUAAGGCAGUUGAUAAAGACUUUUGCUGUGGAGAAUGUGAUAGGUGAUGGGCUUUUCUAGGAUAUCAAAACAGCAGGUGGAGAAAAAGGUCGGUAAUUGUUUACCAGAAAAAAAAAAGUGAAUGAAAGUAGACAUUGCAGCUAAGUUGCAAACUGAGGGUCGAUAAUAGGAUAAAAUGAACUGUUUAGGAUUACAAGGAAUGGAAUCUAUUUCAUACAUGCCAGAAAACAUUAAUUUUGGCUGUUUUCAUUUGUCUGAGUUGGGCAUGAAGUAUGGCAAACAAUAGGUGGUUUCUGUGUCAUUUGUGAAGGAGUAUUUUGGCCAUGAGAAGAGAUCAAGUCCAUCAGGAGUGCAGGAUAGAAGUGAAGGGGAACAAGGACCAUGUAUUGUGGUAUAUUCUGUGGAAUAGGGGGACAGAUGAGUAAUUAAGACACUAUCCUUGGAUGAUAAAUGAUUGAUACCAGGAAUAAAAUGUACAAUGAUUAAGUGUAUCGAAGAUGAGGACUGAGAUUAAACAAGCAGCGAACUGGCCAGUACAGAAGCCAGAAUGUAUUAUUGGAAAAUAAAGGUGGAGAGGAGGAAGGUAGAUAGUGUGUACGUCCCACUCAGGAAGUGUGGCUAAACCGCAUUACCUGAAUAGUAACACUAUUUUGCCAAGCAGCACUUUAAUAUUAUGAUGGAAUUAGUCAGUUUCACUAGACAAAAACAGUGUGACCUUCAGUCCGGUAGGCGUGUGUUUCCGAUCAAGGGUCAGCUCCAAAUUGUAGUGAGUUAAAAUUCCCAGAUUUUACUAUUAACAUGACGUAAAGUCAUGAUUUUAUUAAAGACACGGAGGCGAGUAUUAUGCAUAACUCUUUCUUUAUUUCCUCAGCAGCAAAGAUAGAGGAAUAUAAAUAUAUCAAAAAUGAAAGAAAAAACUGCAUAGAUACACAGGCAACCAAUCACAUAACAGAGGAAGUGACUAUAUAAAGCCUGUGUCUCCCACAAUCCCCCUCUUUCUUGCGAAAACCGAAGACCAGGUAAGUAAAACGAUAUCUUGCUUGGCCAAAACCGGGAACUGGAACAAUCCGACAAUUUCAAGCUAAAAAAGAGAGAGAAAUAUGGUAAUAACCAAACUCCAAACUGUGGACUUACCAAUACAAAACUAACGACCAUUCAUAUGGUUAAAGGAAUGAAAUCUGAAAAAUAUAAUAGACAUAAUUAAUCAGUAUAUGCAAUACAACACAUGAAGUACUCACAAGGCAGGCCAAAUCUCAACAUACCUGAGUACCAAUCGCAUCUCGCUCCAUACCCCACACCGGGAGGGUGGGAGGGAAUAAUACUCGCCUCCGUGUCUUUAAUAAAAUCAUGACUUUACGUCAUGUUAAUAGUAAAAUCUGGGAAUUUUAUUAAAGACACGGAGGCUCAUAUUAUGCAAGUUCAAAGCUGUGCUAUCACCUGAGAUGCGAUGUGCUCAAUAGGUCUGAAGUAGAAGUCACGGAAGGUCGACUCUCGAGACCAAUCCGCUGCACGCAUGAUGUCCUCCAGACGACAGACUGUCGAAGCCUUGGAAGCCAUAGCACCCCUCACCGAAUGGGGUGUAAAGAUAGACGUGUCUAUACCAGCCGCAGACAAAAGCCAACGCACCCAACGCGCCAGGGUCGGUGUCGACACAGGUCGAUGCGGUGUACGAAAAGAAAUGAACAAAGGUCGUAGAUCUGGUGAGCGAAGAGGCCGGGUCACCUCCAUAUAGACCUUCAAACACUCCACUGGACAGAGUGCCGGACAUCUUUGGAAUCUAGGGUACACGAAAGACCUUGACGCAGAUUUAGUCCGUCUGGAAAUGUUAAAAGUCACACCCUCAGGGGAGAAGGUAACGGUGUCCCAAUCAAGGGCCCUAACGUCAGAAACCCUCUUACAUGAAACCAAACAAAGCAACAUAACCAACUUGGAAGACAGUUGCUUAAGGGUCAGCCCCUGGUUCGGGUACCAGGAAGACAGAAACUGAAGCAUAAUGUUAACGUCCCAAAAGGCAGAGAAACGAGCCUUGGGCGGACGGGCGAGGCGAAUGCCCUUGAGCAGGCGACACACGAAGGGGUGUCUGCCCACGGGCGAACCAUCCAAACCAACAUGACCAGCUGAUAUAGCGGAACGAAAAAGGUUGAUAGUUCGAUACGCCUUGCCCGAAUCAAACAGAAAAGUGAGGUACUCCAAAAUCAGAUGGAGAGGGGCAGAUACGGGAUCCACUGCCCGUUCCAUGCACCAACCAGACCAUGAGCCCCAUGAAGAGCGGUAGGCCGAUCGCGUACCUGGAGCCCAGGCGUUAUCGAGGAGUUGUAGAGUCGUCCGCGAAACGUUCGGGACAACCCAGGUACCCCUGAAAGGAGCCACGCCAUCAGAGGUAGCUGGUGUCGGAGCACCAGUCCGUGCGAGUUCCCAUCCGGAUCCAGGAGGAGAUCCUGGAAGCUCGGAAUCAGUCUGGGGUAGUCUAUCGACAACUCCAUCAAGCGUGGGAACCAUGGACGGGACCUCCAAAGAGGUGUGAUCAGUACCAGGCAGCAAUCGUGCCGGAUCAACUUCGAUAUCGUGCGAGCGAUCAUGUUGAACGGUGGGAAGGCAUACAGGCGUCCCGGAGGCCAGUCUUGGAGAAAGGCGUCCGUCGCUACUGCUGCCGGGUCUGGCCUCCAGCUGUAAAACGCAGGGAGUUGAGUGUUCAGACGUGAAGCGAACAGGUCCAACUCGAAGCGUCCCCAGAGACUGUCCAGACCUCGGAAAACCGAAACGUGCAAGUGCCAAUCUCCCGAGUCUCUUAAGUGCCUGGAAUUCCAAUCCGCUCCCGAAUUGUCCAGGCCUGGGAUGUGUUCCGCCUGCACCGAGACGUUGUUGAGGAGACAAAAUUGCCAGAAAUCCUUCGCCAAUAGCGCCAACAUUCUGGACUUGGUGCCCCCAAGAUGAUUUAUGUACCGGACUGCCGACACAUUGUCCAUCUUGAGGAGCACGCAACAGUCUGCCCGGCCUGGGGUCAGACUGCGUAUCGCGAAGGCCCCCGCCAGCAGUUCCAGACAAUUGAUGUGUAGGGACCUCUCUAUGUCGGACCAUCUGCCUCCGGUGGAAACGUCUCCACAACGAGCACCCCAGCCGUGUAAGCUGGCAUCGGAUUCUAUUACUACAUCCGGGAUCGAGCCGAAGAUGGCCCGUCCGUUCCAGGCCUCCAUGUGUGCCAACCACCAUACCAACUCGUCUCUGGACUCGUCGUCCAGCCGUAUUCGGGACUCGUAGGAGUGGCCCGAACGCAGGUGUGAACCCUUGAGUCGUUGGAGGGCACGAUAGUGUAGCGGGCCCGGAAAGAUCGCCUGAAUCGAAGCCGCCAGAAGGCCGAUAAUCCUUGCCAGUUGCCUGACGGACAUAUCCGGCACCCGAAGAGCCCUUCGGAGCUCCUUCUGAAUGGCCUUCAUCUUGGACUCCGGCAAGUACAGGAAUUGCCUGAUGGAGUCCACUUGGAAACCCAAGAAUUCUAUAGACUGGGUAGGGAUCAUGACCGACUUGUCCCAGUUGAUCAGAAAACCCAAAUUUGGAGAAGGUUGGUUGUCCAACCCAAAUGUAACAGCAGAGAUUCCCUGGAUUGGGACAUGAUCAAUAUGUCGUCCAGGUAAACGAUCAGUCGCACCCCACGGGUACGAAGGUAAGCCAUUACUGGCUUCAUGAGUUUGGUGAAACACCAAGGGGCCGACGAGAGACCGAACGGCAGGCACGUGAAGCGCCAGCGUCGACCGUGCCACGUGAAGUGGAGGUAAUCCCUGCAGUCCAGCGCGAUGGGGACUGUAAAGUAUGCGUCCUUCAGAUCCAACUUGGCCAACCAAUCUGAUUGCCGAAGGAGGUCUCUGAGGCAGUGUAUACCCUCCAUCUGGAAAUGUUGGUAGUGGAGAAAUGCGUUGAGGGGACGAAGAUUUAUCACGGGACGAACCCCGCCCCCUUUCUUUGGCACCAGAAAAAGAUUGCUCGUGAAGCCCGGAGAGGCCAACGGCAUCUCUUCUAUGGCACCUUUCGUGAGCAUCUCCUCUACCUCCUUGGAAAUCAUGACGUCCUGAUCCUGUGGGAGGGACAACUCUCUGGGGACGCGAACCUGGACAGGCAUAGAAACGAACUCCAGGUGAUAACCCUUUACACAUUGCAGAACCCAAGCAUCUGAGGUUAUAUUUGUCCACCCAUGGUAGAAUAAGGCAAGCCUCCCUGCCACCCGUACAUGAUCGAGAGGGGAAAAAUGGGUACUCACCAUAAGGGCGUCUGCCCGAAGCGGCACCACGGGGAUACCUGGAGCCCCAGGAUCUCCCUCUGGCUGGGAAGAAAGGAGGCGACCUCGUAUCUUGAAAUCCUCGGGAAGGAAAGAAGGAACCUCUGGAGGCCCUGAACGAGCCACGGAAGCCCCGGCCGGGUGGACGGUUCCUGCUACGCCCGGCCCCUCCGAAAACCUUGGGCGCAAACAUGCGCUUCAUAUUCGCCUGGGCCUUGUCAAUGGCCGUAAAGGUCUUUACAUAGGAACCAAGGUCCUUCACGAAAGAGGUUCCAAACAGUAAACCCUCGUCAGAGGGGUCAGGUUCCGCCACCGUCAUGGCAGCCAAUUUGGGAUCGAUUUUAAGGAGAAUCGCCUUACGCCUCUCAGAAGACAUGGCGGUAUUUGCAUUCCCCAAGAGGCAGAUCGCCCUCUGGACCCAUCCAAUGGCCACAUCGACAUCCAUAACCGAGUCUCCAGCCCUAGCGGCAUCUAGCAGCUCGUACAGCUUAGACAGAGGGCCCAGGGUAUCCAAUAUCUUAUCUUGGCAUCCCUUGAGGGAGUAAUCCAAACCCUUCUUGGGCUUCCAGCCUGAUUUAUUCAGAAACUGGGCGAUUUGGGGGUCAAUAUCCGGAGUCUUACAGGCCGAGCCCGGGAGAGAGGGCCUAGGGCAUUCGGCACGCAACUUGUUGCGACCCUCCUUGGAGAGGGGUGUGCGCAGGCGUUUAGCCACAUAUUGCGCAAUAUGGUCCGGGGGGACCCACUCUGCUGACCGUGGGUGACGCAGGUCGUCAGGGUCGAACAGUGGGUUUCCCUGGGGGUCUAAAAUGGCCUUACUGUCCCCAGGGGGGAUCUUAACUUGGCCUAGGGCAACGGCAGAGGACCCAGAGGGGGCAAGCUCCGCGGAGGGCAAUUCCUCGUCCGACCCGCCCUCAUCGUAGGAGUCAUACUCCAUAAUAUCAGAGUCACGUUCCACACUCCGGUCGGUAUCCGACUCAUCAUCUAGGGCUCUAGCCCUUUUCCACAAUCUAGCCUUUUUAGCCCGGCCAGGGGCUCUUUUGCGCGUGGGGUGCGCGCUGUCUGUGACCACAUCCAGUGUGUCAGUCAUGGCAGGUAGCACCUGCAUCGAGGAGUGGGAAUCAACGUGCUUAGACUUCGCCUUCACCUUACGGGUACCAGGCACAGUCUGGGCGGAGGAAGGGGACCCAGUACCCUGGAGGGUAGGGGUAGGCAGUGAGGGCAUAAGCAUGGAAUGCAGGGACUGAGAAAAGGAGGAAGAAACAGCACCCAUGGCUGAAGCAAAAGCCUUUUGUAAUGAAGAAGCCAUAGUGGCAUCCAACAGGGCCUGAAAUUCUUGGGAGGCCAUGGCACCCUCAGGGUUAUCAAUAUUAAAAUCACUAGGGGUGCCAACAGGCCCAUCCUCCUUAUCCUGCAUGGUGAAACCACAGGGGAAUACACCUUUAAGUGAAUCAAGUUAAAACUGUAGUAAUAUGACUUUAAGAAAUCGAAAUAUAUAGAUAAGCAAAAACGGAAGGUAGCUAGAAUAAACUAAACUAGAUGGUAAAAGGGUUGAGUAACCCACAGAGGAACACAGUAAGAAAAACCUGCCCGCUGGUGCACUCAGGGGACCCAGACCGGGGAGACAGGCCGCACGGCAGCAGCAGAGUGAGCGACCGAUCAGCCGACGGACCGCCCAAAAUGGCCGCCGCACGUGCAGGAGAUUGAUCGCGGUCAGGACCCCGGCGGGGGAAGGGGCGCGCGCACCCUACCCGCGCGGGCAGCCCGCGAUCAAGGGAAACAGAGCACAGCCGCGGCAGUAUCAGAGAGAGCCGCGGCUGAAAGCCGACCUGGGACUGAAUAGCACCCGCCGGCCGACAGAGCGGUCGCGGCGGGCGGGGUGAGGGGAGGGAGGCACCAGCGCAGGGGACAGGAUAGGAGCUGCACCAAGCAGGCAGCUGACAGAAGAAAAACAGAGUAGGAUAUCACACACUCAAAAGAAGUGAGAAUAAGCACAGUGCAAAAAUAUCACAUAACCAUAAUAAAAGUACAACAUCAGUACAGCAUAACACCAAGUAAAUGCAAAGUACACCAAAUAAAAUACAGUGGAUCAAGCAAGGUACUUAGCUGUCUGAGGAAGCAGCAAAGAAAGAGGGGGAUUGUGGGAGACACAGGCUUUAUAUAGUCACUUCCUCUGUUAUGUGAUUGGUUGCCUGUGUAUCUAUGCAGUUUUUUCUUUCAUUUUUGAUAUAUUUAUAUUCCUCUAUCUUUGCUGCUGAGGAAAUAAAGAAAGAGUUAUGCAUAAUAUGAGCCUCCGUGUCUUUAAUAAAAUCAGACAUUUAAUGCUAAAUUAGCUGAUCUUGGAAAAAUGUCCAGUUAGAGUCACAGACUGGAUGUGCUACACUUUUCAAGACUGCCCAUUUUAACCUAAAUUUUUCAGAAUUCCAUUUCAAACAAUUCAGAAUUGAGAGAAUUGUUUCCUUACUUUGCUACAUGUUUAACUUUGAAAUAAAAAAAUAACAAAAAACUGUUUUAAAGAAGUGUUUUAAAAAUAAAUACAUUUAAAAAAAAAAAAGAAUACCCAAAUAAAAUGUAGCAGAUCUGUUGCUUCACUUAUCAGAAGGUUGAGGAUACAGACAAUCCAGACAAUUAAAGGAUUACAGAUGUAAGUUAUAUGAAAGCAAAUCAGCAAGCAAUUAGCCAAAUCAGACUUGAUGAACUGGAUUCUUUGCUAAUCGUAUGUAUGUUUUGCGUUUUUCAUCCUCAGUUUUAUAUUUUAUUUUGUUUCAUUGCUGCCGUUUGUUUCUUUCUAGCAAAAUGAAAAGCAACACUUACUGAAAGAGAGAGACCAAAUAUUGUCUACACUAGGAGAGACCAAGCAAAAUCUGUCUGGACUCUGCCAGCAAGUUUGUCUGGAGGCUGCCCUGAGUCGUGACCAAAUACAAAUCCUGGCAAAGUAUUCCAGCUCAGAAUGCCCACUUACCUUCCUAAUGCCGGAGAAAGACAAAAUGCAUCUGCAAUGCGAAUCUGUGUUGCAAACCUGCACUGAAUUUGGCAACGGCUUACCUAGUCAAGGACCGGUCUGCCGCUCAGAAGACAUCGUGGAGAGAAAGAUAUUGCAAAACAUGGGUCCAGUACGAAGCUUAACCUCUGAAACCGCUUUGUUAGUGAAAAGCAGUUGUCAAAGCGGGAUAAUUGAUUUUUGUCAACAAAUGACUGACAAGUGCACUACUGAUGAGUUACAAUAACUAUGUUACCAUGGAAGGUAGCGAUCACCAUAUUGUCCAAACAGAAGCAAUACUUUCAUUUUCUACCUUUUUUCUACAUACAGGAGAUACUUAAAAUGUUUUCUUAGAAAAACCUGAACACCAAGUAAAGGAAAAGUAAAAAAAAAAAAAAAUCAAAACCAUUUCUUUUCAAAAUAUAACAUUUAUUCAAAAUAGCACCGACCAUCUGCGAGUAUUCUGGAACUUAAGUGGACAUUGAUUUUUCCUCUUAUCUGAUUGUAAGGUACAACAAAAUUUACAAGCAUGCUAUAAAUAAUGCAUUGUUUAACCUUAUGCAAAAAUAAUGUCGGUAAAUGAUGUUGUGUUAAGGCCCUUGUAGAAAGCACUCCUUUUAACUGGACUCGAUAUUGUGGUUUAUACAAAACUCUGCACAGGAUGCAAGCCUUGAUCUAGUUUGAUAUCUCAUUACAAUCAACAAUCCUCUGUUUUUCUAGAACAAAGCAUGAUUAGACUAUUAUAAAGCAGCCAAGGCAGAGGACUGGGACAUGGCACUAUUAAAGGGACACUCCAAAGUCCAAAUAAAAAAAACAAAAAAACAAACAAACACAAAAUCACUGUUUAGUAGAUAUCCCCCAAUGAAAACAGACAUACAUUUAAUUAUGCAUUUUUUUCAUGGGGGUAUAAUUAAAAACAGCUUGCAAAAGCUGCAGCUAUCAUGUCUGUAUCCUUUGUAAGCCUUCCCUUGUAACCCCACCCAGACAUUCUGUAGCUGUCCAAUCACAGACUUUCCAAUGCAGCUCAAUGAGAAGUAUUUGCAAGGCAGGUGCUCUGAGCAAUUGCUGCAUCUAGAGUUUAGCUCCCCUGAGCUAAGUAACCAGGAAGUUACAGAACCAUCUUUCUAAAUGACAGCUGGAGGGUGGUGUAACAAGGUUAAUUUAUAUAAGUGUCAGUUGAAAUGUGCACCUUUUGAUAAAAUAAAGAGGAAAACAAACAGACUCUUCACACACAUAGCACUCCAGCAAACAAAAGUGCUUUAGGGCUCUGAAGUGUCCUUUAAUUAAUGGGUGAGAUGUAUAAAGGUUUUAAUGACACUAGAGUAUUUAUCAUAGCUACCUAAACCCAUUUUUAUUUUGUAGUUGCUGAUCAAGCUUAACCAAUAUGUUUUUUUUUUUUUUUAAAUACACACAAAAAAAUUGAGAUUCCCACAAAAUGUAUUUUUAAAGGAAAAACGAACAAAAAAAACCCCCUUUAUCACAAAGUUUUAUGUUGCAGUUCUUUUUCAAUCUUUUUAUGAUAUUGUAGAACUACGUACACUCGACAAGAAAUUAUAUGGUACAGAAUUGCAUGAAUUAUAGUUGGUACAAAGUGUAUACACACAAUAAAAAUUACAAGAACAGGUUAAAAGGUUUGUAAAGACUUAGUUAUCAUCCAGAUUACAGUGCUCUCCUUUCAGGGUGAGUUCUUAAUCCUUAUUAUCUCACAGCCACCAAAAGCGCAGGACAGAACUUCUAUAAAGUGUUAUGCGAAGUUUGUACCACUCUACUCCUUCUGCAUGUAGAUUAUUCUUGUGAGACCAGUUUAAUAUUGAAUAUUGAUUGUCUGUCCCAUCCAUAGUCUAACACUGUAAAAUAUGAAUAAGUGUGUAUCCUUCAAUUGUGAAACCUAUGUACAUAAUCUUAAUGUUUCUCAGUCUAAUCUCUUCUCUCUCAGUGAGAUAUGUCUAACCUCAAUUCAGCUCUUUGAAUAACUACAAAUGUGGCUUUUGCAUGCUGCUACUCACUGCAUUCCAACACUAUAGGCUUAUUCUUGUUAAUGUAUUGCUGCUUUAGUAGGAUCCAGCCCUUCAGCUCUAUUGCCCACUCGUGACGAGCACUGGCCUGGGCUGUCAUUCAAACCGAAUUAACGUAAUUUAUUCUGGCUUUUUUUAGUAUCUGUGCGGCUGUGUUGGCCAGCAAUGCCUAACUGUGGGCAGUGUAGUUGUUCGAAAAGUACAUUUGCCUUGGUGCUCAGUCAACCUUUUUUGAGAACUCUUUAAAUGACCGUACAGAUGAGUAGAAUACAAUACAAAUAUAUUAGUUUCAUCUCUAUUUUAAUCCUCUAACGGAUACAUCCCCCUUGGGUACAUUGCAAAGUUACAGUUAAUCACCAUAGUUAUUAAAUAUAUAGCUAGAUAUUGUAAUAUUAUGCUACCUAUAUGCAGAAACUGUGACUAAUAUAGCAUUAUCUGUGUUUAACCACUUACCUUCGCAUGCUCUUUUUGCUUGCAACAGCUGAUCUUUAUUGCAUGAUAAAAAAACCUCUACU
Molecule: messenger RNA, 19327 nt
Organism: Pelobates cultripes (western spadefoot toad)
Lineage: Eukaryota; Metazoa; Chordata; Amphibia; Anura; Pelobatidae
Source: the annotation of a GenBank genome assembly